AUGCAGACGAGGACGAAGAAGACGAGGGACGAAGAAGACGAGGACGAAGAAGACGAGGACGAAGAAGACGAGGACGAAGAAGACGAGGACGAAGAAGACGAGGACGAAGAAGACGAGGACGAAGAAGACGAGGACGAAGAAGACGAGGACGAAGAAGGGUCCGGUAGCAGCCGGGGUUCUCCGGGGAAUGAUGUCAAAAGGAAAGAAGCAAUUGUCAAAAGGAAAGAAGCAAUUGUCAAAAGGAAAGAAGCAAUUGUCAAAAGGAAAGAAGCAAUUGUCAAAAGGAAAGAAGCAAUUGUCAAAAGGAAAGAAGCAAUUGUCAAAAGGAAAGAAGCAAUUGUCAAAAGGAAAGAAGCAAUUGUCAAAAGGAAAGAAGCAAUUGUCAAAAGGAAAGAAGCAAUUGUCAAAAGGAAAGAAGAGGUUGCAAUUUUCAAUGAUGGAAAAAGAAAAGAAGAGGUCGCAAUUUUCAGUGAUGGAAAAAGAAAAGAAGAGGUUGCAAUUUUCAGUGAUGCCAAAAGGAAUGAAGAGAAGCCUCGCUGCUUCUACUGGUGGCCAUUUUUUCUUGCUGCUGGAAUUCUGUAA
This is a messenger RNA of Condylostylus longicornis, 582 nucleotides long. Its product is annotated as FK506-binding protein 4-like. The record is from RefSeq and is a predicted model, not a curated record. The transcript is spliced from 3 exons. Lineage: Eukaryota; Metazoa; Arthropoda; Insecta; Diptera; Dolichopodidae. Bases 1 to 582 code for a protein of 193 amino acids.